GACACUAUCCAGUCAACCUGUGAGAUAGCAGGCGCGAAAGAUGGCGGGCUUCAACGUCUCUCAUGCGAUGACAAUGAUAAGAUCGCGCGUGACUGGUUCGCAACUCAAGUACAGGAGUUAGGCUGUAAAUACGAAAUUGACGCAAUGGGUUCGCAGUGGGCUACUAUGGAGGGUCAGAAUAACAAUCUACCACCAAUUGGUAUUGGCUCUCACUUGGACAGUGUCCCAACUGGAGGCAAAUUCGACGGACCACUUGGUGUAUUUACUGGACUCGAAGUGUUGAAGGUCCUGAAAGCGAGCAGCAAGAAGACAUAUGCUCCCAUCAGCGUCAUCAAUUGGACGAAUGAGGAAGGUGCGCGGUUUACACCAGGAUGUAUGAGUUCUGCCGUUUGGGCGCAAAAGUUGGAUAUUGACUAUGCGCAUAAAUGCUUUGAUACAAUGGAUGAGAGCAUUACAAUCAUUGACGAACUGAAGAGGAUAGGAUAUGAUGGAAGUAAGGAAGUCUCUUUCAAGACAAAUCCAUUAAGUGCACAUUUCGAAAUCCAUAUCGAGCAAGGGAGUCGGCUCGAAAAGUCCGGCAAAGACGUAGGUGUUGUUGACAGGGUACAAGGCAUGCGAUGGUUUGAUGUCUCCCUCCGAGGUGUAACACGACACACCGAUACCACCUACAUGGACAUCCGCAAAGAUGCGCUUGUGGGCGCUGCUAAGAUCAUUCUCGAGGUUGAACGAAUUGGCAAAGCCUCCAAGACUGGGAUGGCGACUGUCUCUCUGUUCAAGUCCUCGCCGCAGAAUUUCUGCAACAUUCCUGAUUCAGUCGACUUCUCGUUUAGUAUGCAGCAUACAGAUAAGUCAACUUUGGAGGAAAUGACAAACGCCAUUAAGAAAUUUGUACAUGAUACUGCGCAGAAGAGUGGGCUGGAGGUGACCAAAUAUCAGAAUGUGUGGAGCUUUGAUCCGGCAGAAUUUGAUAGCGAGGCUGUUGCGUGUGUAGAGAGCGCAGCGAAGGAUAUGGGGUAUGCUUAUGAAAGGUUGUGUAGUCAUACUGGUCAUGAUUCCAUCUAUACGAACAUGGUCGUUCCCACCGCUAUGGUUUUUACUCCUUGUAGGAACGGAAUCAGCCACAGUCCAUUGGAAUAUGCCUCUCCUGAAAAUUGUAGUAUUGGUGCACAGACAAUUCUAGGAGCAGUGUUGAAAUAUGAUGGCCUCUUAAGAAAGAGGCAUAGUACAUAA
Lachnellula hyalina is the source of this 1230-nucleotide messenger RNA. Its product is annotated as N-carbamoyl-L-amino-acid hydrolase. The annotation marks the transcript as partial. The record is from RefSeq and is a predicted model, not a curated record. Lineage: Eukaryota; Fungi; Ascomycota; Leotiomycetes; Helotiales; Lachnaceae. The transcript has 2 exons. Gene Ontology annotation, molecular function: hydrolase activity, acting on carbon-nitrogen (but not peptide) bonds, in linear amidines.